Molecule: messenger RNA, 1074 nt
Organism: Cuscuta epithymum
Lineage: Eukaryota; Viridiplantae; Streptophyta; Magnoliopsida; Solanales; Convolvulaceae
Source: the annotation of a GenBank genome assembly
GGAAGAUUCUGUCCGAACAGCGGGGGUCGUUUUUUAUAAUGCCGCGCGGCUGCACUGUGCUCAUACAGUCUACGUAGAGGGUGAGGAAGAGUGAUAAAGAGGAAAGAGCACGAGACGUGGAACGAGAUCGAUCAAUGGACGGUGAAGCGGAAGAAGAGUUGAAGUCUCAAGGAGCCGAAAGCAAUGCCACCAUCUCCAAGGCUACGGAAUUGGAUAACUUGAAAAUGCGUUUGCGAGCGAUGGAGAAAGAAGCGGAAGUUCUGCGUGGGAUGCAAGCUGAAGUUGAAAAUCAGAUGGGUGAUGAUGCCCCAGAAAAUCCAAAUGCAGAUUCGACAGUGACAACAGAAGAAGUUGAUGCACGAUCUAUCUAUGUUGGCAAUGUUGAUUACGAAUGCACUGUGGAAGAACUUCAGCUGCAUUUCCAGGAAUGUGGUACUGUGAACCGAGUAACUAUCCUUUGCGAUAAGUUUGGCCAGCCUAAGGGUUUUGCAUAUGUGGAAUUCCUUGAAGAAGAAGCUGUCACGUUGGCUCUCCAGCUGAAUGAAUCUGAUUUGCACGAACGUAAAGUCAAGGCACAAUGGUGAAAUCGUGGUGAUUGAGUGGUUGGGAGAGUCCUUAACUUUGUAACCAUUCAAUUCAUUUGCAAGUUAUGCCCAAGAGGAAGAAUAUCCCUGGAAUGAGGCAGCGCCGGCCAAGGCGUUUCAGCCCUUAUGUUAUUCACGGUCAUCCUAUUGUACCAUCUUAUAUCUACUCUCCUUAUGGAUACGGGAAUCCAACUUUCCAAAGGCCUAGAUGAAAGAGGCACUAUUCUUUUUCAUUUCCGUUUUCUUUUCAAGACUAUGGAUGUUUCUGCAAUGCUAUAUGAAGUAUCUACAUUGCUUUAUUUGCAAGGAAAGCUAACUACAUUAAUAGCAGUGUGGUACUGAGUCUUGCAAAUUGCAAUCAUGCUUUGCAUUUGAUAUCUGCAUGGGAACUUUUACAGGUGUUUGGUAAUUGGGUAGUGUUUCCUCUUAGAAACUGAAACUUUUAUGUUGGUACUUGAACUUCUACCAAGUGGUAUAAUGACAAAAGUUU